Messenger RNA from Liolophura sinensis, 687 nucleotides. RefSeq lists its product as uncharacterized. The transcript has a single exon. Lineage: Eukaryota; Metazoa; Mollusca; Polyplacophora; Chitonida; Chitonidae. The coding region runs from base 1 to 687 and encodes 228 amino acids. The record is from RefSeq and is a predicted model, not a curated record.
AUGCUUCAUCUGAUCAAACACGCUUCUCUUCAGGAAGGUGCUCUCUUCCAACCCUCUACAAUUCAGGCAGAUUUUGAAAAGGCUUUUCAUAAUGCUGUUGAAAUAUCCCUCCCAGCGACAGAAGUAAAAGGAUGUUUUUUCCACUUCACGCAAUGCAUUUGGCGCAAUUGCCAAAAACAUGGUCUGCAGACAGCUUACAAAAAUGACCCCGACAUCCAGAAAAUGGUUCGACGUGCUGCAAUGUUACCUCUUGUGGCCCCGGAGGACAUCGACGACGUUUGGCUGAACACUUUGGCCGAAGCACCUGCUACCGAUAAUUGUGUGAAUUUUUUGGAUUAUGUGACGGAAAACUGGGUCGAAGGUGUAUGGGGCAGGGACGUGUGGAACCACCAUCAUACAACGGCUGCCCGAACGAACAACAACGUUGAAGGGUGGCAUCAUAGGAUGAAUUCAGUCGCUGGUAAAUCACAUCCAAACCUUUUUGAAUUCAUCCGCAUCAUCCAGAGAGAACAGACGUUAACAGAUUUGAAAAUCUCUCAGCUACAAGCUGGUGGACGUUUCCCUCCAAAGAGGAGGAAAUAUCGGACUCAGGACGAGAAGUUACAAAGAUUGAAAGAACAGUUGCAGGGAGAACAACUGACAUUGGUGGAAUUUGCCGACAAAGCAUCGUUCUUGCUACACUUGUAA